UCAAUUCCGUACAUCGUCAAUCUCCAUUUAUCCUCCUUCUCCUCAUCGUCUUCUCCUAUAUCGUUUGUAAUAAGUUUGAUUUGGAUCGAUUGCCCUUUCUGAUAUUGACCUGCCUCUUUUCUUCUCUUCGAGUUCUUCUUCCUUUAUGGUUCAUCCUCAUCAACUCCUUUAUUAUUUGCUGCUAGUUCUGUUGAGGAAAAGUGAAUCCGAACGUAUUAUGAAGAGAAGAUUUUGAUUCUGAUGGAUCUGAUAUUAAAAAUUGCUUUAUUGUGACUGUUGCGGGAUUUGGUGAAUGAGGAUGGGAUUACAAUCUUCUGGUAUAUUUAUUGAAUUUGCCGGAAGAUUAGUGUAUCCCACAGGGUGGCAAUCGAAUCGCUGAACCGGUGGCUUGAAGCUUUGUUAUAUAUUUAUAUAGAUAAAGCUGGGUAGUUGAGGGAGAGGUAAUGGAUGAGGCCAGCACAAGUAGGGAAGGUGAGCCUCAGCCCUCAGACUUGGCAGCGGAUGGGAGCUUAUCACCAUCACCAUCAUCAUCAUCGCAAUCGGUACCAUGGCGUCCUAACGAGCUCAUCUUCUGUCCUUAUUCCUCUAUUCUCGAUUCUGAUGCAAGGCCCCGAACUUUGCACGAUGUCGUUAGAAGGCCUAGAAUUGAUAAUCUCUUUCUUCAGUCAUCUCCAAUGAGUAGUUUUCAUUGGAAUUCUACAUUGUCCUCAAAG
Messenger RNA from Ilex paraguariensis (yerba mate), 713 nucleotides. NCBI's taxonomy places the organism in Eukaryota, Viridiplantae, Streptophyta, Magnoliopsida, Aquifoliales, Aquifoliaceae. The record is from the annotation of a GenBank genome assembly.